CAUCAUUUUUAAUCUUAUUUUUUUUUCAAUAUGAAAACUGAAAACCGUUAGGAAGGUAGUGCUCGUUUGCCUUAAUGUCACAAUGUCGCGUCACGUUGAAGGUGUGUUAAUGCGCCAUGAAAAGGAAGAAGGCAUAACUGCUGAUUCGGACAGGAAACCGAGAAAUAGGAAAUAUAUCGCAUGUGGAUUGCUCUCCGGAGUUAUCACCAAGACAAUAUGCGCUCCGUUUGAUCGCAUUCGUUUGUUGUACCAAAUACAGCCCAUGUUUGCUCAAAUAAACAAACCUGGUUCGUCACCAUGCGGAGCAUUGAAGUAUCAGGGUGUAAUACGUACUGCACAAAAAAUUAUACACGAAGAAGGUGUUAGAGGAUUGUGGCGUGGUAACCUAAUGAAUACAACUCGUGGCGGGAUUUGCUAUGCUACUAAAUUCGGGAUAAACGACGAAGCCAAAGAGUUAAUUCAAAAUCUGACGUUUAUUAAAGAUGGAGUUAAGCUAUCCCUAAUUUCUGGUGCGGUUGCCGGGGUCCUUCAGAAAUCAAUGUCCUACCCUUUAGAUGUCAUGAGUGUACGCAUGACUCUGGGAGUUAACACACAAGUCCUUAGUUCUAACUGCACGUAUAACAGCAUACCAGACUGUUUUUUAAAGAUUAUGCGAUCAGAAGGCAUCAGGGGAUUUUUCAAAGGGUUUCUUCCCACGCUUUGCACGGGGGCUCCAUAUGUUGCCUUACAGAUGACUUUUUUUGACUUUUAUAAGCACCAUUUCAUGAUGACAUUCUCUUUAGAUAAGGAAAAUCUCAAUUUAAAGCAGGUUGCUUUCAUAUCUACUAUUGCUGGUUCUGCUGCUGGCUUCUCUGCCCUUUCAAUCGUAUUUCCUGGCGAUACAGUACGGAAAAGAAUGAUGAAUAAUGCCAUUUCAAAUGAGAAUCAAUUGUAUAGGAAUGCUAGACACUGUGUGAAAUCGAUCUUCAAAAGUGAAGGUAUAUUGGCCUUUUACCACGGAAUGUUUCCAUCACUGCUCAAAUCGCUACCUUCCGGAGCAGUACAAUUUGUGACGUACGAAGUUUUGAAACACUUACUAAGGCAACCAUAGCAUGUAAUAAUAACUACACACAUGUUACACAUGAACAUAAC
Babesia bovis T2Bo is the source of this 1131-nucleotide messenger RNA. RefSeq names its product Mitochondrial carrier family protein. Lineage: Eukaryota; Apicomplexa; Aconoidasida; Piroplasmida; Babesiidae. The record is from RefSeq and is a predicted model, not a curated record. Bases 83 to 1090 code for a protein of 335 amino acids. Gene Ontology annotation, biological process: transmembrane transport. The transcript has 3 exons.